Striga hermonthica is the source of this 2646-nucleotide messenger RNA. The record is from the annotation of a GenBank genome assembly. Lineage: Eukaryota; Viridiplantae; Streptophyta; Magnoliopsida; Lamiales; Orobanchaceae.
AUGGCUAGUACAGGUGAGGCUGACAAGAAGCGGCGUCACUUUAGCUCGAUAUCCCCCGCUGCUGCUGCCGGGAAGAAGCAACCUCUGGCGCCGUUAUCUGAGGAGAAAAAGCUUGAUGCAGCAGUGCUUCAGUUUCAAAAUCAGAAACUUGUGCAGAAGUUGGAAACUCAGAAGGGUGAGAUUAAUGCUCUUGAAGAUAAAGUUUCGUUGUUGAAAGAUAAGCAAAAGUCACAUGAGAAAACCUUAGCUCUGGUCAAUAACUCGUGGGAAGAGCUCGUUGAUGACCUGGAAUCACGCUCUAAUUGCACAGUGGACUUUGUGAAACAUGGGAGAGGUCUUGAAUGCCAUUUAUUUAAGGACGACGGUGAAUCAGCUCCAGAGGAUGCUCUACUGAGCCGACUCCUAGAAACAGGAGCAACAGAAAGUAGUUCAGCCAGUACAACUGCGAAUUCAACUGAAGAAGGUAGAAAUAUCGGUGGUGGAAACACGAUGAAGACGAAGAACAUACUCCACAACAUAGUAGCUUCUCUCGAUGAUCUAAACAGUUUGAAGCAUGGAUUGUAUGCUGCCUCUCAGAAGGCAAUCUCAUCUAAUGGACAGGGCCAGAAAGCAGUUGUUGUUUCUGAUUUUCAGCCUGACGUUAAAAAUUUGAGAAUACAAGCGCUUAAGCUUCACUUGAAACACAGAGAGCUUGCUGGUGAACUGCAGAGCCAUAGAGAUGCUGAUGCAAAGAAUAAAGCUGAUUUGAAGUGUUUGAAAGGGGAGCUAGAAAAUGCCAUUUCUGAAUUGGAAGAAAGUAAUCGCACAUUGGCAGUUCUGAAAGCCGAGAGGAAUGUGUCAAAUGGGCAAUUAUUCCCUGUUCUCAACCUUGGAAAUAAGCAUGUAAAUAGUGAUAAAGCAACGGACAACCAGAGAGUUCUGCUAGACAUGGAGGCCACAUUGAAGGAGUUAGUGGAAGAAUCCACAUCUCGACUGCACGAGCUCGGGCGUCUUCAUGAAGACAGGCUAAACACACUAAAACAUUUGACAAAUUUGCAGAGCAAUCUGAAGAAUGUCAAUUGUAUUCUCUCAUCCCGAGCAUAUCACCUACUGAAAGAUCAACUUACAAAGGCUAAAGCUGAUGCUGCACAGUAUCAAGCUUUAUGUGAGAAAUUUGAGAUCCAGAAAGAAAGACUGUACUGGAGGGAAAAAGAAUGUCAUAUUAAAAAUGAAUUCUUAGAUGUUCUUCACCGUUCUUCAUCAGUGGCCAAGGCUAGAAUAAGUGACUUGGAAUUAGAAAUACAGAGACACAUUAAAGAGAAAGAUGAAAUUGAAUCCAAACUGGAAGAAGCAUCAAAAGAACCAGGUAGGAAAGAAAUAAUUGAUGAGUUCAAAUCCUUAGUUUCUUCUUUUUCUGAAAAAAUGGGGAGCAUGCAAAAUCAAUUAGCCAAACACAAGGAGACUGCUGCAGAUAUUCAUUCUUUGCGAGCUCAUGUUGGAUCCCUAACAACGGUUCUUGAUCGGAAGUCUAGAGAGUUGGAGGCUUUGAAUUCGAGAUCCACUCAGCAAAAUGCUGAAAUUCUAAAAUUGCAAUCUGUGAACAGAGAUUUAAGGUUAGCUGAAACAGACAUGAAGCUUUUUCUAGAAAUGUAUGGACAUCAAUCGACUGAUUCAAGGGAAGUUGGGGAAGCUAGAUAUUCUGAGAUCAAGGCAUGGGCUCAUGUUCAAGGUCUCAAUUCUUCUCUUGAUGAACAUAAUUUGGAGUUUCGUGUUAAGGUUGCAAUUGAAGCUGAAGCAAAAGCCCAGCAGAGAUUAGCUGCCUCGGAAGCUGAGAUUGCUGAGCUCAGACAAAAGUUGGAAGCUUCUAAAAGGGAAAAAACAAGACUUUCCGAUACUUUGAAGUCCAAAAAUGAAGAAACUGAGGCCUAUAUGUCCGAAAUUGAGACCAUAGGGCAGGCUUAUGAUGACAUGCAGACUCAAAACCAGCAGCUUUUGCAGCAAAUUACUGAAAGAGAUGACUAUAAUGUAAAGCUUGUUUUAGAAGGUGUUCGUGCAAGACAGCAGGAAGACACCUUGCUUAUGGAUAAGCGUAUGUUGGAGAAAACCACUCAGCAGACCAAGAAAACAGUUGAUUUUCUCGAUUUCAAAGCUGGUAGAAUAGAAAAUCAGUUGAAAUUAUACUCUGAUCAGUUGCAGAGGGUCAACGAAAAUAAAGCCCACAACUCUGCUUUGGGAGAAAAUACCCAAAGAAGACUUUCAGACGUGAAGAGAUCUUGCCAGAAAGUGACAGUUACACUUGAAGAAGCACAAUCCCAGGUUGAGAAGAGUAGAGAGUAUCUGGCCGGGUUGCAGAUGGAACAUGAGAAAGAGAGAUUUGCAAGGAAAAGGGUAGAGGAGGAUUUGGAUGCUCAGCGGAGGAAAGCCGAACUACUGAAAUUACACGCUGAGGGUUCCUUAGCUGAAAAGCUCCAGCUGGAGCUAAGGGAAUACAAGGAAAUUCUUAAAUGCACUGUUUGCCUUGAUAGAAGAAGAGAGGUGGUCAUCACGAAAUGCUACCAUCUGUUUUGCAGCCCUUGCGUUCAAAAAAUUGUUGAAUCUCGCCACCGUAAGUGCCCAGUUUGUGCAGCGAGUUUCGGAGCUAAUGACGUUAAACCUGUAUACAUCUGA